Molecule: messenger RNA, 628 nt
Organism: Brassica oleracea var. oleracea
Lineage: Eukaryota; Viridiplantae; Streptophyta; Magnoliopsida; Brassicales; Brassicaceae
Product: polygalacturonase At1g48100-like
Exons: 4
Coding region: 29-628 (199 amino acids)
Biological process (GO): carbohydrate metabolic process
Molecular function (GO): polygalacturonase activity
Source: RefSeq, a predicted model, not a curated record
AAUAGUCACAACAAAAGCAUAAGAAAAUAUGAAGAUAAUAAAGAGUUCGCCGCUUUUAGCUAUGCUGAUCGGCUUCAUUAUCAUAGCAGCCGCAAUCUCCACAAUCUCCGUUGAGGGUCGUAAACAUCACGUCAAGAGGAUCAAACCCAAACACAGUCGUCAUUCUAAAGAUACCCCUACCGGCUCUCCUGCACCCGCCCCUUAUCCGUCCACCCAUGAUGGUGUUUUCGACAUCCUCUCCUUCGGUGCCAAGGGCGAUGGGAUCUCCGACGACUCAAAGGCAUUGAUCGGAGCGUGGAAGGCGGCUUGUAGAGUAGCCGGAGGGAAGGUGGAGAUUCCGGCAGGGAAAGAGUUUAUGGUGAAGGCGGUGACGCUGCAAGGACCGUGCAAGGAGGAAACGGUGGUUCAAAUAGAAGGAACCUUAGUAGCUCCUACUAAGAUAGGGUCAUGGCCUAAGUCAAGCUUGUUUCAAUGGCUUAACUUCAAAUGGGUCAGUCACGUCACCAUCCAAGGCUCAGGGACUCUUGAUGCUCGUGGCUAUAACUGGUGGAACCUAGACAAUUAUCAAACUCAAAAGAGAAAUAAGUAUAUCCCACUAAUGAAACCAACGAUAUUAGCAUAUGCAUAG